Messenger RNA from Didymodactylos carnosus, 375 nucleotides. The record is from the annotation of a GenBank genome assembly. NCBI's taxonomy places the organism in Eukaryota, Metazoa, Rotifera, Eurotatoria, Philodinida, Philodinidae.
AUGGAUGACAGAGCCAUAGCACAAUGUUUACAAGAGGAUGAAUACAAUCAAACAAACAAUAGAACAUCUAGUUGGGAUAAUAAUAACAGCACUCACGAUAAGGUUGACGCAUUUGCUGCAACAACGAUAGGUUUAUACAAUAACAAAAAUACUAGUGAUGAGUCAUCUUACUAUACACUUGUUAGAAAAAACCAGUAUGACUACAACAAUCUUGUAGAAACAACAGAUGAUGCAGAGCUGGCAGCACAUUUACAAGCAGAACAAUAUGUACAGACGAAUAAACAGAUUUUUCUUCAGAAUAAUUACCAUGAACAAGACAAUGGCAGCUUCAAUAUUAAUUUAGAAAACGAUGCUACAAUUGCUUAUGAAUUAUAG